AUUUGUGUUGUAUUUUGUGGUACGGUUGGUCGAUGAAGAGUCAAUGAAGGUCACAGUUAAUCGCUUGAAAUACCAAAUACAAAAUCCGGUGCCGGCCUUGACUGCAUAACUAAAUUACAAAAUUGAAGUGUAAGAUUGUUGCUAGCUGGGAAGUUAUACACGGAAAAGAUGAAAGUCACAUGAAAAUAUACUAGUACUUAUGUAAAGUAAAAGUUUUACUGUAAAACUGGUGAUUAUGAAAUUCUGAACUUGUAGUGAUCCAAAACCAGAUUCAUAAUAAUGGCGAGUUCAAGAGGAAAUCAGAGAGGCGGACGAAAUCGGUUUUUUAAUAAUGACAAUGGUCCCGGAAUUAUUGAAUCGCAAGUGUUUCGAAAUUCUAAUCCGAGAUAUCGAGGUGAUGACGACGAUGAAGAAGGAGUAGUUCAACAUAGCAUACCUCAAAGACAUCGAAGACAUAGACCAGUGGCACAUCAGGACGAUAAUUGGCGAAGAGGACCCGUAAAAAUACUGCAACGUCCGCCGCCUCCUUCUUCCGUUCCACCUCCUCCUUCUGGUCCACCUCCCCCUUCUAUUCCACCUCUUCAAAAGGAACCAGUAGUCACCCCAGCGGAGAGUAAUGGACCUAAUCGCCCAAGAUCAAAACCAAGGUCUAGGCCAAGAAAGAACGCUCAAGGGAAAAACGAGAAUCCAAAGAACUUACCUCAAACAUCACUAUCUCAGUCAUCUACUGGUACAGAUUCUGUCGACGACACUAAAUCACAAAAGUCAGGACAGAAUCAUCAUUCUAUACAAAGCACACAAUCCGAACCUCACACGACAACGACCGAUAAAUCCGGACCCAGUAGUAGUCAAAAUCAAGGGCCGCGUAAUCCAUUCAAUUAUGAAAUCCGCCCGGCCCCAGCGCAGGCGGCGCAGCAGAAACGAGCCCCAGCAGGAAUAUAUGUUCCUCCAAUGAACAGAUCGGAUUAUCAAGGACAAGGCCGUACCGUUAAUCAGCAAUAUCAUCAUCAACCACCACCCCCUGCGCAGAAGCCUAGUCAACAUUACAAUGAAAAUUAUGCACGAGUAUUUUAUACAAUGUUGAACAAUCCUGAACUAAAGGUUCGACGAGACCCAUUGUUUCACCAGUACGAAAAGUUAAGUCUCGCAGACCAACUUUCAGAAAUGGACGCGGCCCUCUCCCUCACACUAGAAGGGAAGCAGCUACGGUUACGAAUUCUUGACCAUAUUAGUCAUAUUUUGAAGAAAGAGUAUCCCAAUUGUAUCAUUUUCCCAUUCGGUUCAUAUCUCACCGGGAUUGGGGAUGCGACGAGCGACGUCGACCUGUAUGUCGAUGCUUUCGGUGUGAUGAAUGGACACAGGUUGCCCAAAUUCGGGUCAGGAACGCAGGAAGUUUUAGAGAGGUGUAACCAAGCCCUCCGGAGAGCAAAGUGUCCAAUUUCGUAUAAGGUGUUCUGCAAGCUGGUGAUUCCGAUCAGAGAGGCUCGCGUUCCUAUAUUGAAAAUGACGCAUUGGUCGAAUGUCAACGUGGAUUUGUCAUUUGAAAACAUAACUUCCCUCAGAAAUUCUGAAAUGAUCGCUCUCUAUAUGGAAUUGGACCCAUGUGUGAAACCGUUGAUAGUUAUCGUCAGAUAUUGGGCAAAGUUUCACUGCCUCACAGGAUCAAAUCAUAUUAAAAAUUACUGUCUCAAUUUAAUGGUGCUCGUCUUCCUUGCGAAGAAAAAUAUUGUCCCGACGGUGACAAAGUUACAAAAGUUGAGCGCAGCCGAGAGGGAACACCAACAAUCUUCUGGGAGGACGAAUGAAAAGAAAAUUUCACAAAAUACCCACAUUAUUGAUGGAUGGGAUACUAGUUUUGAAAAGAAUGUGGAAACGAUUCGACGAGAAUGUCCAGAACUCAAACAAACUAUGAUUAACGGACCAUCCCAACUUGUUGACGUUGUUUUGAAACUGUUAAAAGAAUUUUUUGAAAUGUUUGCCAGUCUGGACUUUAAUACGUCCGUCAUUUGUACCAACACGUCAGAAUUCCUCCCCUCCCAUCUAUUCGUUGCAGGAAACGAGGAAGAACUAUCUGAUGACUUUGAGAAAUAUAAAGACUGGGCCUUUCAACAAUCUUCAAAUAAACGCUUAAACAUCCGACGUCCGAUGUGUGUUCAGGAUCCGUUCAUUCUCGGAUUCAAUGUUGGAGGUGUCACACCUUUCGGGACACUCUUAAAAUUUCAAGUAGCAUGUCAAUCGACUAUUACGAUUCUAGAGGGAGGAAUCACUUCUCUGCUCCAACUUUUCGUUCCACUUCCGAGAGAAGUUGGAGACAGAAAAUUUUUAAGUAUGCAAGACAAGCAGCGAAUGACAAUCAAGUUGAAAAACGACGUUAGCCAUUUCCUACAGUUUGGCGAAUUUAUGUCCGGCCCUCAAGCAGAAGAAGAACAGAUGUCGGAAGAGGCACUGGGAUUGCAUCGGCUUUCUGUAAAAGAACUUAUCGACAAGAACACAAUCCGUUUAGGGAGGGGCUGGGAAACUCUUAUGUUACUUCAACCAUCCGAUUCCUUCCAAGCCCUAUUCGUACAGAUGAUGCUGCAAAACGAAAUGCAAAAAACAAUCAGUCCCUCGACCUUAUUUUCUAAGCUAAAGCUUUUAUGGCUGUCGAUUGUUGACGAUUUCUUCAAGGAGUUUUGGACCGAGUGCUUUCUGCUAAGUAUUGUCAGCAAGGAGGAGCGAAUCCAACUCAAACGACUUUUUGCUGAUCCACCUUUUGUAGUCAGAACUCGCAAAAACUACGAAGGAAUGUUUGUUCCCCAAAAGCCGAGAAAUAAAAGGGGUGGUGGAAGAGGACAGUCAAGUGCUGCAGAAACAAUUACAAACUUUUCUCAAAUACAAUCUGACAAGAUGCGAGAGAAAUUGGUCAGCUUGGGUGAGAUUGAGGAGAAGAUAUGUUGCCAAAAGCUUACUUGUACCACAUCAAUUCCCGUAUGGAGGAAACGCAAUCAAAUUUACAAGGAUAUCACCUAUAAUUUAAAACCCAGUGACAACAAGAAGGAUGAAACCCACUCCAAAUCUAGGAUGAAGCGGAAAUUAAAAAAAUUAUCCUCUAAUUUUGCGAAUGACGACCCUCUAUGGAUUCAAAAAAGAGUGACAUCCGCCGUUCUAGAGAAUUUGGGGCUGACAUUAGCAGACCUCAAGAACGAGUCUUCCGACCCGAUAUUGUCAUUCACCAUAUUUAUUAAGAGCGAUUGUACUUUGGUUGAUGAUAUCCCGACUAUUUCUCUCGUUUUCGAAAUGGCAGGAGAUACUCACAAGGACAUUUAUGCCCAAGGUGUCUCCACCAUCGUUGAAACCAUUAACGAAAUCUUUGAAUCUUACACAAUGUACAAAUUAAACAAGUGGUUAAAUGAAGAUACUAAUGACAAUGAAAACGGUCCUUCUCAUGCUGAUAACAAUGACGACGAUGAUGACGAUUUUGAUUCUCUGAUGCCCCCAACGUCCUCCAGUUCAUCAGAGUCUUCACCUACCUCACCACCCCCAAUGGACGACUUUGAAUCUAGCAUCGUUACUGGAGAAUGGGACAAGUGAUUGACUUUCAUCGAGCUGGUUUACAAUGUGACAAUACUAAUGUAAGGAAACCUCUCUACACUCUACUGCCAACUCUAGUUUGCUCGAUAAAUACGAAUUCGUGAUACUAUGUCUCGUGUCAAAUUUAUGUCAAAAUGCAAUAAAUGUAAUACUAAUAAUUUAGUAAUUUAAGCGCGUGAAUAAUAGUAAUCAACGAAACUUAGCCUGACGACAAUUAUACGACUUUUAAAUACUUGGAAAACGGAAUAUGUAUCAACGGGAAGAUUAAGAUUUAGAGUAUGUAGUUCACUUACGUAAAUGGCUAUCUUUAUUAUUUGUUAAUGAAUUAAAUUAAAUUAAAUGAAUGUGUAGUCUGACCAUCCCAAAAACUAAAAUGUAUGUACAAUUAGCAAACAUUAAUUUGUGUAACGCAGUUGAGGUAAAUGCAUUUGAAUGAAUUGGGCAUUACAUAAAUAAAUUAAUGAAUUCUUUACUUUCUCAACAUACAAAAAAAA
This is a messenger RNA of Folsomia candida, 4064 nucleotides long. RefSeq lists its product as uncharacterized. The transcript has 8 exons. Gene Ontology annotation, molecular function: poly(A) RNA polymerase activity. The record is from RefSeq and is a predicted model, not a curated record. NCBI's taxonomy places the organism in Eukaryota, Metazoa, Arthropoda, Collembola, Entomobryomorpha, Isotomidae. The coding region runs from base 280 to 3570 and encodes 1096 amino acids. Gene Ontology annotation, biological process: mitochondrial mRNA polyadenylation; mRNA 3'-end processing.